Messenger RNA from Bufo bufo (common toad), 1916 nucleotides. RefSeq names its product SECIS binding protein 2 (gene SECISBP2). Gene Ontology annotation, molecular function: selenocysteine insertion sequence binding; mRNA 3'-UTR binding; ribonucleoprotein complex binding. The transcript is spliced from 12 exons. Gene Ontology annotation, cellular component: ribonucleoprotein complex. The record is from RefSeq and is a predicted model, not a curated record. NCBI's taxonomy places the organism in Eukaryota, Metazoa, Chordata, Amphibia, Anura, Bufonidae. Gene Ontology annotation, biological process: selenocysteine incorporation. Bases 120 to 1811 code for a protein of 563 amino acids.
CACGGCAGUCACUGUCUCGCAGCACAUGAUGCAUGUUUUUCCGGUUUGUAGAAUUCCCGGGAAUGUGGGUAUCAGAUGACGUCUGCUAGUGAACGGGCGCCUGGCUUCCAGCACUGAACAUGGCUGCCCUGCAGCCCGGGGAUGUGGCUCAAAUGUCUUCUGAAAGACCUCUUCAGACUCUGUCAUGGGCUAGCAAAGUAAAGCAACCUCCAAAGAAUGUGAUCUCCUCACCUACCUCCGUAAAGACUACCUUUUCUGCCGCCAGCAAAACCAGGGCUCCAAAAAUACCAGGUUACCAUACGCUGUCUCCAACACCGAAUACAUCUCCAAAAGUGGAAACUGAGAAAGUGGUGACAACGAAAAAAAGAACACAAAAAAAGAAAAGUAGCAACAGUGAAGUGCCAGAUACUGUAUAUCAAGAGCCCCCAAGAUUCCAGGAUGAUGAAGAAUUCCCUGACCUGGUCUCCUCUUCUGCGGGUGUUAAGUGUGAAAAUAAAAACCUCUCUAGCCACAGCUGGGGACCUGGGGGGUCAGUGGACUCGGCAAAUCAAAAACGUGGCCGCAAAAAGAGCAAGAAACCAGUGCAGCUAGAUUUGGGAGGCAUGCUGACUGCAUUGGAACAGAGACAAACUACAGAGAAAAGCAAGCAAAUCACUAAACCACUAGUCUUUUCUGUUGGAAGUGGCGUCCAUGUGAAAUCCAGAGAUUCAGCUGCUGUAGUAAAGCACCCACAAUCAAAACCGGGUUUGGCGCCUCACAACCCCCUCGAUUCCAGUGCCCCGCUUGUCAAGAAGGGAAAACAGAGAGAGGUGCCCAAAGCUAAAAAACCAACUUCACUUAAAAAGAUAAUAUUGAAAGAGCGAGAACAACGCAAACAGCACAAUUUUUUGCAAUCCCAAGGAUCAACUCAGCCUCCCUGUAGUACAGAUUCUGCAGCAGAAAGCCAAGCCCUACCUGAACACUCCUCACCUUCUCCAGAUCCUCUUGAUAUUGCAGAAGAGAGAACAGAAUCGGCUGAGGCUUGCACGGUUCCUCUUAAUGACCAGUCUCAGGAUGUUCCUGAUGCCACAGAAGUUUCCAUUCCUGUGCAACAACCAAGUUCCAACCUCCCCAAAAUUCAUAGUAGGCGGUUUCGUGAGUACUGUAGUCAGGUUCUCAGCAAAGAAGUGGAUAGUUGUGUGACAGAACUGCUUAAAGAGCUAGUGCGUUUCCAGGACCGUUUGUACCUUAAAGACCCAGUAAAGGCAAAAACCAAAAGGCGUCUGGUGAUGGGAUUACGGGAGGUGCUGAAACAUUUAAAGCUCAAGAAACUUAAAUGUGUAAUCAUUUCUCCUAACUGUGAAAAGAUACAGUCUAAAGGGGGUUUGGAUGACACUCUGCAAACAAUCAUUAACUGUGCCUGUGAGCAGAAUGUUCCCUUUGUGUUUGCUCUUAAUCGCAAAACUCUGGGUCGAUGUGUGAACAAAGCUGUACCUGUUAGCGUGGUUGGCAUAUUCAGCUAUGAUGGAGCUCAGAAUCAUUUUCACAAAUUAUAUGAUCUCACAAUGAAGGCCAGACAAGAUUAUAAGGACAUGAUUACCUCUUUGCAAAAGCAACAGAACGAGGAUGAGGAGGAAGAAAAUGAUGUGGAAACUGUCUCAGAAGAGAGCCAUCAGGAGUCUCUGAAUGUUACUACAGCAUCUGCCAUAGAAGAGACAGAUGAGCCAAACUACAUAAAAGUAUGGAAACGAAUGCUAGAAGAGAAAUACACUCCAUACGCGAUGAGUCUUGAAGAAUCUCUUACAAAUGACAUGUUUAAUUUUCAUCUUUGAUUAUUCAGUUACUCACUGAAACCUUAACCGAACUGUCUAUGGGCCAGUUCACUGAAAACCAGCGUUGACCAUUGCCCCCUGUGGUCUUCCUGAAGCAAGAGCUGG